AUGGCCCCUCAAAUUGUCGGGAAUGGCAUCGGUUACGAAGCCAUUAGCAGCCUUCAUGUCGACCAAGCUGUUGCAGAAGCUGCACUCCGAGAUUCAGGCUUACCGCUCGCAUUCUACCAGAGCUGGAAUGCUUCCUGGUUCGAUCCUUCGGUGUAUUUUGACAACUACACCGAAAUACCGACCUCUUCCCUCGCAAGGUGCAACGAAACUUGGCUCGGUGAUGCGAACUUCAUGGCGGACUACGUGACAGUUAGUGGAGAUCAUGAAGGUCUUCAUCCAGAUGGUACGGCCGUGUGCCCUGAUGGUUUCUGGUUCUUGGCCCCGAGCUGCAGGGCAAAUCCAUCUCGAUGCGUUCCCUCAAUUGCUUCGGUUACACCACGAGGACGAGACAUCCAGCAGAUGCUUCAAAAAAGUGCAGCUUUUGACAUGCCACUUGCUAUCUCAAGGCCGAUAGAUGAGAGUGCUCGACUUGCACUUCCGCACAACUUCAGGGUGGCAUUUUGGAAUCUAGCACCUGGGCUGAACUUCCUGCCCAUGCGGAUGGUUGCUGUCCAGUUUCCACCACAAGAUAAUGUGGCAUGGGCCCAAGGAGACCUAAGAACUAUGUUUGCAGGAUCACUCAGCGAAAAGUUGGUUUCUCGAGAUUUGAGCGUUCUUGCACCGCCAGUGGUGGAGUUGCUCACCAACUUUGAAGUCUCAAACGCAGUCACAGACCAGCUCCUCUUCGACCUUGUCGACUCUAACCAGUCUAUGUGUCAGUGGCUGCUCAGCAACCGUGCCAUUUGGUCAUCGUGGAUUCCCGAUGAGACUCAGUGCAGCCCCGGAUUCGGUCUUCACUAUAUUUCUGGAGGUGAGUAUGCAGCCAGCCGAGAAGAUCUAGAUCUCCUAGGCUGCAAAGCAUGCUCUUCUGGGCGCUAUUCGGAGCAGCUUUUCGACCAGCGCGGCUACACCCACACCUGCGAU
Symbiodinium necroappetens is the source of this 963-nucleotide messenger RNA. The record is from the annotation of a GenBank genome assembly. Lineage: Eukaryota; Dinophyceae; Suessiales; Symbiodiniaceae.